Molecule: messenger RNA, 426 nt
Organism: Plasmodium inui San Antonio 1
Lineage: Eukaryota; Apicomplexa; Aconoidasida; Haemosporida; Plasmodiidae
Exons: 2
Coding region: 1-426 (141 amino acids)
Source: RefSeq, a predicted model, not a curated record
AUGAAAAAUUUAGAAAAAAUUAAUCCAAAGACAAGUUACACAGGGUUGAUUGCAAAUGCUUUUUCGAAAUACGUCUCCAGCAGAAAUAAUGACACUACAGGCCCCUUUUUGGACAGAUCCAACAAACAUUUAAGACAAUUGUUUAAUCACGCACGAAUAUUUCACUGGUUCAAUCAGCAAUUAUCAAAGGAGACUGAGGAGAAAAAUAGAACGGAGGUUAACAUGAAGGAUGAUAUAAAUUCGUAUGUCCAAAGAUUCGAUUUGGUUCACGAUACCGAACUUGAUGAAGACUUCAGAAAUCGUAUUAAGAAGUCCUACUUAACAUUUGAUCAAAGAGAGUUAUUUAGAAAGUGGCAUGGGAGAUAUAUGAAAAAAAGGCUAAGGGAACUUAUAGCACCGGUGUGUUCCGGCAUCCUUAUUAUGUAA